Messenger RNA from Fonsecaea multimorphosa CBS 102226, 723 nucleotides. RefSeq lists its product as uncharacterized. Lineage: Eukaryota; Fungi; Ascomycota; Eurotiomycetes; Chaetothyriales; Herpotrichiellaceae. Gene Ontology annotation, molecular function: O-methyltransferase activity; S-adenosylmethionine-dependent methyltransferase activity. The coding region runs from base 1 to 723 and encodes 240 amino acids. The record is from RefSeq and is a predicted model, not a curated record. The transcript has a single exon.
AUGUCCUCAUCCACCACUCUCUACCAACGUGCCCAGGAAAUCGACUCGAUCGCAACAUCCUCUCUGCUCUCCCAAGCCAACACCAGCCUCUCCCAGGCUCUUUCCCAUGCCCUUGAAAACUCCGCAGCCAACGGGGUUCCCCCCAUAACUGUCUCGCCCCUGCAAGGCCAAUACCUGGCGAUCCAAGCGCAGCUGAUCAACGCAAAGAACAUCCUCGAAGUCGGCUUGUUGGGAGGAUACUCGACGCUCUGGUUCUUGAGUGCCGGUGCCCAUGUCACUUCUUUGGAGAUUCACCCUCAUCACCGUGACGUGGCGCUGCAGAACCUCAAGCAUGCGGGCUACGAGGAGGGAAAGGACUUUGAAAUCAUCCUCGCACCCGCCCUGGAUAGCCUCCCACGCCUUCUCAAAGAACAACAAGGCGGCAAAAGAGGAAAAUUCGACUUGAUCUUCAUCGACGCGGACUGGUCCCAGCAAUACGACUAUUUCCAACACGCCGUGCAACUCGCGCGUCCGAAUGGGUGCAUUUACAUCGACAACGUGGUCCGCAAUAUCCUCGAGGGAUCUGAUAGCGAAGCGUUUCAAUCUGGACGGAAGGAGACUUUGCCAGUCAAGGUAGGCAAGGACGACAGAGUAAGGGCCACGCUGGUGAGUGUGGUCAGCAGUCACAAGGGAGAUGAACGUGAGACGUUCGAUGGGUUUCUCUUGGCCGUUGUUAAGGGAUAA